UAUGCAAAUCAAAAAACAAAGAAAUGCUGUUAUUCCAAUAGUAUUAUGCUCGACAGAGCACCUAACUGUGAACAUGUAAUCACUAUGGUAUUACUUUUGUUUUUUGUGCAGUUGAUACUUGGCAUAUGCCAUGUCACUGCAGAUCUGCCCAUCCACGUGUUGGUAAAAGAUGUAACCGGAAAAUGGCAAUUUUACCUAACGAAGCCCCUAGGAGGGCUGGAUGUCAUGUGCGGCUCAUCGAUGCCAAAUACUUUGGAAGGGAAUUUGAAGCUUGGAAAUUACCUUGAUUACCUGAAGUCACAUUACACUCUGGAUCGCAAUUUUCAAUUAGAACUUUCGUUGGAUGUAAUCCCCUAUUCUGACACCAGUAAUAAGCCGAAUAGAUACAAAUGGCGUGCAUUAGCCGUAAAGGAUGCCGCUGGUAAAGUUGUCGGCAGAUGGACCAUUGUUAAUGAUCAAGGUUUUGAAGUUUUGCUUGACGAUUCUACGCGCUACUUUUUUUAUAUACGUUAUACGCAGAAUGGAGACAUGUUUGAAACUGAUCCCAAUCAUACUCAGAUUGGUUGGGCAUACAGGCCUGGCAACCUUUCUGCAGCAGUUACAGAACGGAGAUGCGCGUUUGCAUCUAAGGUGAAUGCUCUGACUCCACCGCAAACCACCCUUGUGAAGCUGCAUACAAAUGUUACGGAGAUGUUCAAGCAGAUUGAUCGGUCGAUAACUAAUAAUGGUACGAGCCACGGUGCAAUUAAGUCGGCGCACAUAUCACCUAAACGUGGGUUAUAUCCAUGUGAAUGCGCGAAUAAAGAACGUCUUCACUUUGAUGACCAACUCCCUGUACACUUCGAGUGGAAAACUAGGGCAACAAUUCCUAUCGUAAAUCAAGACUCUUGUGGUAGUUGCCACGCAAUAGCUUCUAGAUACGUGCUACAGUCGAGAUUCUUGAUUGCCCUAGAGCGCAUGUCUAACCGCAGUCCAGAGUUGGAAGGCAUUCUUGACGAGCUUUCUCACUACACAUUCGACCCCAAAGACGUCACUGACUGUAGUAUGUACAAUCAAGGGUGCGAUGGCGGCUAUCCUUACCUUAUGGGUAAGCAAAUGCGCGAGUUUGGUAUAUUGACUACAAAAAAUGCUGGUCAACAGUGUACCCUACUCAGUACUGAGCGUCGCUACUUCGCCAGAGAUUACGGUUACGUAGGCGGUUGCCACCAAUGCACAGCUUGCCAAGGUGACGCACUUAUAAUGCGUGAGAUAUUAGCAAAUGGCCCUGUUGUUACGGCCAUUGAUGCAGCUGUGCUUACCGCGGACUAUGACGGCCACAUAAUCACGUCGGCGGAAGAAGGUACGAAUUCAGGCAUAUGUGACAUGGAACAUCAUCCAAUACUAACUGGAUGGGAAUAUACUUCUCAUGCGGUUGCAAUUGUUGGUUGGGGCCAGGAGAAGGUUGGUGCCCGUAUGAUCAAAUAUUGGAUCUGUCGCAACAGUUGGGGCCAAAAUUGGGGUAUAAAUGGUCACUUUAAGAUCGAGCGCGGAAAGAACGCGUAUGGCAUAGAAAGUGAGGCCGUGUUUAUCGACCCUGAUUUUUCCAAGUUUGCGCAAGAGCCGGCCGCCUCCUUCUUACACACGAUUCACCACCAUUAACAAAAAUAUUUAAUAUAAUACCUAAAAAUAAUGCG
This is a messenger RNA of Babesia bovis T2Bo, 1673 nucleotides long. Its product is annotated as cathepsin C Papain cysteine protease family protein. Gene Ontology annotation, cellular component: lysosome. Gene Ontology annotation, molecular function: cysteine-type endopeptidase activity. The coding region runs from base 46 to 1638 and encodes 530 amino acids. Lineage: Eukaryota; Apicomplexa; Aconoidasida; Piroplasmida; Babesiidae. The record is from RefSeq and is a predicted model, not a curated record. The transcript has 4 exons.